CCCUCAAAGUUUCUUUCUUUUGUCAAUUCGCGACGCUUCUCUUGUCUUCCUCACAGCACGACCUUUGGGUUUAGGGUUUUAGGGUAAAGGGAAAAUUUGAUUCAAAAUCAGAUUUUAGUUUUCACUUUCAACCCUCGUUCUCUCGACUUUCGCUCCGCCUCCUCUCACCUCGUUCGUGCUCCCUACCUCAGUUCUCUGUCUCACUCACAUCCGUCCCUCUCACUGCCUCUGGCUUUCCAUAAAGCUAAGCAGGCCCCAGAAACCUCCGUCCUAAAGCCUUCCUCAAGUCCUGGACAAAGAUGAGACCUUUGGAUGAGACUGAGACCACAGCAGUGUUCGAAAAGCUUUUCAAGUUCACAGGCAACAACCUCAAAAACAUCGUCGAGAACCCUUCUCAUGAAGGCCCAGACCCAGAUUCAGGCCGUUAUUGCUUUCGCCUCCACAAGAACAAGGUGUACUAUGUUAGCGAAUCACUAGUAAAGCGUGCUACAAAUAUAGCUCGGACUCAGUUAGUCUCUCUGGGCACUUGUAUCGGUAGGUUUACUCAUGGUGGUAGUUUCCACUUAACAGUUCAGUGCUUGAGUUUAGUGGCCUCAAAUGCUAAACACAAGGUCUGGCUCAAACCUACCUCUGAGAUGUCGUUCUUGUACGGAAACCAUGUCUUGAAAGGUGGUUUGGGGAGGAUUACAGAGAAUAUUGUGCCAGGUGAUGGCGUGGUGGUGUUUUCGAUGUCAGAUGUUCCUUUGGGUUUCGGGAUUGCAGCCAAGUCUACUCAGGAUUGUAGGAAGUUGGAUCCCAAUGGAAUUGUGGUGCUUCACCAGACAGAUAUUGGAGAGUACUUGAGGAUGGAGGAUGAUCUUUGAAUAAUUGGACGUGAUUUGGGUGGUUUUGAUAGAUAUUUGUGUGGGUCAUGUAAAGCGGAUCUAUUUGCUUUUGAUCAAUCUGAGCUUUUAAGUCUUUUGGGAUGUGGAUGAUUUUCCUGAAUAUUAUUUCCGUAAGUGCUUGUGACUUUUGGUAUUAACUCUUGAUUAUAUGGAACUUCUUCCAUCUGGUUUUUA
Prunus mume (Japanese apricot) is the source of this 1058-nucleotide messenger RNA. RefSeq lists its product as uncharacterized. NCBI's taxonomy places the organism in Eukaryota, Viridiplantae, Streptophyta, Magnoliopsida, Rosales, Rosaceae. Gene Ontology annotation, cellular component: nucleus. Gene Ontology annotation, molecular function: RNA binding. The record is from RefSeq and is a predicted model, not a curated record. Gene Ontology annotation, biological process: ribosome assembly.